GGGAAAACACUGUGCAGAAGAUCCUGGGUGAGGAGGACACCCUCCGCUCAGAGGUGCAGAGCCAGCAGUUGAGGCAGUUCUGCUGCCAGGAGGCCAAAGGACCCCGAGAGGUUUGCAGCCGACUCCACCACCUUGACCAUCAGUGGCUGAAGCCAGAAAGGCACACGAAAGCUGAGAUGCUGGACCUGGUGAUCUUGGAGCAGUUCCUGGCUGUCCUUCCCCUGGAGAUGGAGAGCUGGGUGAGGGAAUGUGGAGCGGAGACCAGUUCGCAGGCGGUGGCCCUGGCCGAAGGUUUCCUCCUGAGUCAGGCAGAGGACAGAAAGCAGGGAAAGGAUCUCUUUGCAGAAAUGGACCUGGAUUCCUGUGAGGCAGAGAGGCCUCCGUUGGACACCAGAGAGAGGCCACUGGGUGGCAGAAGGAUGCCGGCAAGACCUCCUGAUCCGCUUUUUCAUGGGGGCAGAAGGGAAGCAGCGGCUGUGGAACCAGAUCAGGUCAGGGGAAGCUGCCUUGUGGGGACAGAGGCCGAGGGAUGGAGCAAUGUCAUUUACUGG
Messenger RNA from Podarcis raffonei (Aeolian wall lizard), 551 nucleotides. Its product is annotated as zinc finger protein 24-like. The transcript has 3 exons. The record is from RefSeq and is a predicted model, not a curated record. The annotation marks the transcript as partial. NCBI's taxonomy places the organism in Eukaryota, Metazoa, Chordata, Lepidosauria, Squamata, Lacertidae.